Marmota flaviventris (yellow-bellied marmot) is the source of this 6476-nucleotide messenger RNA. It is a transcript of the gene Slx4, whose product is annotated as SLX4 structure-specific endonuclease subunit. The record is from RefSeq and is a predicted model, not a curated record. Gene Ontology annotation, biological process: resolution of meiotic recombination intermediates; DNA replication; DNA repair. Gene Ontology annotation, cellular component: Slx1-Slx4 complex; nucleus. Lineage: Eukaryota; Metazoa; Chordata; Mammalia; Rodentia; Sciuridae. Gene Ontology annotation, molecular function: protein binding; DNA binding.
GCAUGCGCCAGCGCAAGGCUCUCGGUUGAGAAGGUGCCGCGGCGGCGCCGGAGAUAUGAAAUCAAACCAACCCAUGUGCUUCAUUAUCAUGGAGAUCUUGGAGAUUCACCUGAGCACGGAGUUCAUGUGUGUUUUAUGUCAGAGGCCUCUGUUGGACAGCAGAAUAUUUUCUCAGCUGUGAACUUUAGCAGAAGGAAGCUUUAAAUAUGUGGUUUAACCAUGGGCCCAAUUUGAAGAAAGAUAUUUAAAUCAUUAUGGAGAGGAAAACAAUACUUUUUGCUCAGUUGUGCACUCUCCACGGGACUUGGUAAGGCGAGGAAGAAGCUGGUGGAACUGAAAGUGUGACUGAAGCUGGGCUUGUAGGCAGCCUCUCUCUCUCUCUUACUGUGGAAAUGCCCUCAGAUCAGUCCUUACUCCCCUGAAGACCCUCCCCAAAGCCUUAAAACUCAAAACUGGUCAGAUGAUGGAUGAGUCAGAUGAUGAUUUUAAAGAACUCUGUGCCAACUUUUUCCAAAGGGUAAAAAAAAAUGGGACCAAGGAAGUGUCAGGAGAAAAGAAGACCCAGAAGGCCUCAAACAGCACUCAGAUCAGAAACAAACUGAAAAAAACCAAACAAUCCACCACCAAGAGCAAAACACUUCUUGGCCCUGCAGGGAAGAAACCUAAAUUAGGCAGCGAGGACCCUAGCACUAAAAAGCCAGAGGCAACCAAGUUGCAAGAAAAUGAACAAGCUCUUUCUGUGAAUGGGGAGGGAGGAGUGCUUGCUCCUGCUCUGAAUCAGCUCAACCUCUGUGAAAGAGCACAGAGCAUCCAGACAGAGAAUGCUCCCAGUGGUGACUCCCACCUUGCUCCAACCUGUUUGACAGCAGCUGUGCCAAGUCCCUCCAAACCCCGCACUGCAGAGCUGGUUCUCCAGCGGAUGCAGCAGUUCAAGCGAGCAGACCCUGAGCGUUUGAGGCAUGCUUCAGGAGAGUGCUCCGUGGAGGCCGCACUGGAAGAGAACAGCCCACAAAGUCCUCAAGAGGAGAUGGUGACAGGAAACGGGUAUGAGCCCAGGCUCCCUGCCACAGACAGUGAUGCUGCUGUGGCCUUGGCCUUGCAGCAGGAGUUUGGAAGGGAAGCAGCAUCUGCGCACAAUGGUAGCCUGGAGGAGAAUGGGUUGUUCUUCUGCCAAAUGUGUCAGAAGAACCUCUCAGCCAUGAACGUGACCCGGAGGGAGCAGCACGUGAACAGGUGCUUGGAUGAGGCUGAAAAGGCACUAAAACCUUCCAUACCUCAGAUCCCUGAGUGCCCGAUUUGUGGCAAACCGUUUCUCAGCUCCAAGAGCAGAAUCAGUCACCUGAAGCAGUGUGCAGUGAAGAUGGAGGUGGGCCCCCAGCUCCUGCUGCAGGCCGCGCGGCUGCAGACAGCUCAGUUGGAGGCAGGCGGCAGUCUUCCUGUACCCAGCUCCGGCAGUCACACUAGGGGUUUGAAACGGAAAGGAGCCACCAACAAGAAGGAGCCACAGAAGAGGCGGAAGGUUAGCAAGCCCAGCGUGCCAUCCGAGGACCUGCUGGUGGCCAUGGCUCUGUCCCGAUCUGAGAUAGAGCAGUGUCCAGCUGUGCCUGCACUCAUACUAGAAAACGCUUUUUCUGAGAGAAUGAGACCAGGAGCAGAGAAAAAGAGUCGCAAGAAGAAACCCCCGGCAUCCCCGCCACAGUUGUUAGUUCAGGAUUCUGAGACCACAGGUAGACAGAUUGAGGACCGCGUGGCCCAGCUGCUUUCAGAGGAAGCUGAGCUGUCCAGCACGCCACCACUUCCUGCCAGCAGGAUUUUCAAGGAAGAAUGGGAAGAGGCAGGCUGGCGUCUACAGCUGCCUGAAGGAAAGAGGAACUUUCUGUGGGAGGGAAGUGCCCUGACUAGGGCCUGGGCUGUGGAGUCCUUUUACACCAUGGGCCUGGUACCUCCCAUCGUGCCCCAGCAGCCAGCCAAGGGUCUCAGGCAGGAACCUGAGCUACCACUGGUGCUGUGGGAGCAGCCAGAGCCAAGCGUGCAAAAGUCACCUGCUCUCCACAGCAGCCACCCUGCAGGCCUUGGCCCCAGGGACCCGUUGCUCUCUGCCAGCCAGAGGGAGCACCAAGCCCUGCAGGACCUCAUGGACCUGGCGGAGGAGGGGCUGAGUGGCAGCCCAUGGCCCUGCAGUGGGGUUGCAGGGAUAGAUUCGGUGCCCAGCAGCCUUCCACUGACUGGCUUUGUCCUGCCAUUCAAGGAGAAGCCUCCUGAGAGAGGUGUCCACACUUCGGUCUCCCUGGGGCUGUUGGCUGCUGACUUCAGUGCCAUGGUCAAUAACCCACACCUGAGUGACGUCCAGUUCCAGAUGGACAGUGGGGAGGUGCUUUAUGCCCACAAGUUUGUGCUUUAUGCCCGAUGUCCACUUCUCAUUCAGUAUGUGAACAAUGAAGGCUUCUCUGCUGUAGAAGAUGGUGAUCUGACCCAGCGUGUCCUACUGAGCAACGUGAGCUUCGAGGCGGCCUGUGCAUUCCUGCACUAUCUCUACACAGCAGAUACUAGCUUGCCUCCGUGCCUGGUCCCUGCCCUGAGCUCCUUGGCCCUCAGGUUUGGUGUGAAUGACCUCGUUCACCUGUGUGAGCAGGUGCCUGUCCUGAUGGACUCCGAGGGCGAACAGCAGGAGAAGGAAGAUGAGAACUGUGACAGCAGAGUGGAGAAUCUCCAAGAGCUCUUGAGGGCAGUGUGGGCGGAUGAGGAGGAGGAGGAAACAGAGAGCCACCAAGAAGACAGAGUGCAGGUCAAUGAAGCAGAGAUGGAAGAAAUUUAUGAAUUUGCAGCUACUCAGCGAAAGCUACUCCAGCGGGAGAGAGAAGCAGACACAGAGGAGGACAGUGACUACCCCGGGAAGGACAGUCCAGUGGCUGGGCCUGUGCUGGGAAGGGUCCAGAGUGACGAACAGUUAGAAAAGCAAGAACAAUCGGAGUUGUCUGGGCCUGGCAAAGAGGAGGCCUCAGCCACCUGGGGAAAUGCACCACAUUCCCUUCCGCUGCUCCCGGGCCUGCGUUCAGUCAGCACAGGGGAGGCAGAGACCCACGAGCAAGAGGUGCCAAUAGGGGCACCUGGCCCGAGCCCCUCUGGGGGCUGCCAGGCAGGGGGAAAAGAAGGCUUCCUUUUGCAUCCAGUGAAGAUCCACAAUCACCAGCAGGCCUGUUCAUCAACUCAAGGAUCUGAACUGUCCCAAAUAAUGAGCAGCCCUGAGGAGCAGAGUGGCACUGUCAGGGAGAGGCAGGUGGAGAUGGCCUGUCCUCUGGCUCCACAGCAGAUAUCCCUGCCACACCCAUGCUACCUCCUGUCACAGCCCCCCGGAGGCAGGAGUCCUGGCCAGUCACAGUUCCACCUUGACAUAGGUGAUCCAUCCCCAGCAGCGUCUCAGUCAUACGGUGGUGCUUCCCGGGUGGCCUCCCCAGGCUCACUGUCCCCACUUGUACCUUUAAGGCAGAAGAGGGACAAUAGUUUUCUCACUUCAUUCACAGAGCCAGGUCACUGGAAAGGCAAAGGAUGUAGUUCCAUGUUAGAAGGCAAAACCAAGGGUGUCCCGAUUUCUCCAGAAAAAUCUUCACCCAUUGACCUGACCCAGUCACAGCCUGACCACUUGAGUACCAGCUCCCAGGACCUCCCAUCCCACUUGAGCAAAGAGAAUGAGAUUAUCCUUUUACUGGAUUCAGAUGAAGAGUUGGAACUGGAACAAACCAAAACAAAGUCCAUUUCUAAUGAUCUCCCAGAGGAAAGGAAAGUUCUAGAAUUCAGCCCUAGGUCCUCUGAACUAUUUUCAGUCAUUGAUGUUGAUGCAGAUCAGGAAUGUUGCAGCCCACUGAAGGAAGGAGCUGGGAUACAGCGGGAGGAAGAAGAGGGAGAGCUGGAAAAUCAGGAUGCAUUGGGCCGUGGAAGGGUCCCCUGGCUGUUAUGUGACCAGGAGAGCAGCCUCCACGAGGACAGCACAGACACCUCAUGGCUGGUGCCUGCCACCCCACUGGCCAAUAAAAGCCGUGACUGCUCAUCACAAACCCAGAUAACAAGCCUUGUUCCCAGGACUCCAGGGGACAAGAUGGGUCCGCACACGCCCAGCGCCGCCUCAGAAAACAGGGCCGCUCAGGAAGCUGCACAGUCUUCAGUGAACACGCCCCAGAUGUCACCUGUCACCCCAGGAGCCUCUGACAGUGGAAGGCAGGUCUACAGAAGCCCUUCCGGUCCCCACCCCAGGUACUGCUCACUUUCUUCUCCACGUGCACAGCAGCCCGCUAUAGGAGGCCUCACCGAUGUCACCAGCAGGUUCCAGAAACUCUCACCACUGGGGCCAUUCCUGCCGAAUCAGGCUGCAGCAGGCGAAGUGGUGGAAGUUGGGGACAGUGAAGAUGAGCAGGAAGUGGCCUCCCAUCAGGGAAACAGCAGUACACUGCAGGAUAGUGACCCCCCAGUUCCAGUGGAUGACUGUUGUUGGCAUGUUGAGCCCCUCUCACCAAUUCCAAUUGACCACUUGAACCUCGAACGGACUGGCCCCCUGAGCACCAGCAGUCCCAGCGGACGGGCCCAUGGGGCUCUAGACAGCAGUGACUGCCACUCCCCAGGACUCCCCGGCACCACUCCAAUUCGAGGAAGCUGUGCUGCCCAUAGAGAACCUCAGCAGCAGUCCCCACAGGCCGGCUCCUCAGGGAGCAGCAGGCUCAGCUUCCUGAACACAGCUCUGUGGGACAACUGGGAUGGGGAAGAGCAGAAGUCUCCAGAGGCUUCGCCUGUGGCCCAGACACCAAGUGCCCACCGAGCUCAGCGGUUAGAAGGGCCGGAAACGCCAAAAGGUGCUAAUCAGAAGAAGAACUUGCCCCCCAAAGUGCCCAUAACUCCAAUGCCAAGGUAUUCCAUCAUGGAGACCCCGUUGCUGAAGAAAGAGCUGGACAGGUUUGGAGUCCGCCCUCUCCCUAAACGCCAGAUGAUUUUGAAACUGAAGGAGAUUUUCCAGUACACUCACCAGACCCUGGAGUCUGACUCUGAGGAUGAGAUCCAGUCCUCACAAGUGCCACUGGAGGCACCUUGCAGCCAGACCCUGACCACUGAGACCUAUAGGCCUUCACAGGCAGGCCACACCCAGUCUAAGGCCACUGCAGGUCCUAGGACCCAAAGGUCCAAAGGUCCCACUAAGGCCAAGGGCCCCCGACAUCCAAAGCACCAGCCUGGUGAAAGCAUUCCGCACCCAAGGAAGUCAGCAGCUGAGGAGCCAUCUCCAGGCCCUGAUGGUGACACUCAGCUCCCAGCCUCCCAGGAAUCCGUGGCCACCUAUGUGGACAGCAGUGACAGCUCCUUCAGCUCACAGAGUUCUUCCUCCUGUGAGUUUGGAGCCACCUUUGAGUCUGCAGGUGAAGACGAGGAGGGUGAGGAGGCGGUCAGUGCAUCACAGGCAGCCGUCCAGGCAGUGGACAUGGAGGAAGCUGUGAGACGCUACAUCCGCUCCACGCCAGCCCUAUACCGGAAGGUGCUGACGUACCAGCCCCUUGAGCUGGCAGAGCUGCAGGCCGAACUGAAGCAGAAUGGCAUCCGCGUGGCCACAGGCAAGCUGCUGGACGUCCUAGACACCCACUGCAUCACCUUCACCACCGCUGCAGCCCGGAAGGAGAAGCUCAAGCAGAAGGGGCGACGGCGUGUGGGCAGGAAGAAAGGGGUGUGGGAUUGACAGGGCCCUGCCCCAUCCCCACUGCCAGUGGCCUGUAGCAUCUAUGCCCAGCACAAGUCACCCCCUCUGGCCAUCUCCAGGAGGGCCUGGGUACCCAGGGUCAGAUGUCCACAGGCAUGCCUGGGCCUCAGGACAUCAGCCCACCUGCCUCCUCCUGACCAGCUUCUGCUGCAAUAGCUGGAGCAUGGUGCCCACUUAGUUAGGGUCCUGUGAGAGGGUCAUAGUGCCUGUCAGGCCCUGCCAGUGUGUGCCAGAGGGGCAGUAAACCACCCCAGCUGGCCAAGGGAAGGCCAUUUCUGCCCCUUCUGCCAUUCGGUGUCCUUUAGGCCCAGGCAGACUGCCCCAUGAGUGUGUCCCAAGAUGUCUGUCGGGUCCAGCCUGCCCCAGUUGGCCAGCCUGUCUUCCUUCUCUGCACUCAGACCAAUCCCAGUCACCACCAGCAGACCCUGGCAUCUGCAGGCUGCCUGCACCACCAUGCCUCAGGGGCAGCUUCUGGCACAGCUGCCCAGACUUGUCAUUGUCACCAGCAGUCUCCAAACUGAACAGUACACAGGGCCCGGCACACCCCUGCAGACCCCUGUUUGUUAGUGGGUUCCAUCCACAGGUGGAAGCUGCCUCUGGCCUGGGAGUAGUGUGGAGCACGGGCGGAGCUGGAGAGGAGCAGAGCUUGGGCCUCCAUGUCCUGUGAAUGUCCUCGUCUGUCAAAUUCAGCACAGUUGGUUUUAUAUGAUGUGCAAUAAACAUAAAAAAGACUAUAAAAACCAAA